AUGAGUAAGCUUUCUUGUCUGUUUGUUCUUAUCUAUCUAUCUAUCUAUCUAUCUAUCUAUCUAUCUAUCUAUCUAUCUAUCUAUCUAUCUCAUUCUUUUCAUAACUAUCUAUCUAUCUCAUUCUGCUCAUAUCUAUCUCUAUCUAUCUAUCUAUCUAUCUAUCUAUCUAUCUAUCUAUCUAUCAGUCUGUUCAGAUCGAUCUACUGUAGUCUGUUCAUAGCUAUCUAUCUAUCUAUCUAUCUAUCUAUCUAUCUAUCUAUCUAUCUAUCUCAUUCUGUUCAUAUCUAUCUAUCUAUCUAUCUAUCUAUCUAUCUAUCUAUCUAUCUAUCUAUCUAUCUCAUUCUGUUCAUAUCUAUCUAUCUAUCUAUCUAUCUAUCUAUCUAUCUGUCUAUCUAUCUAUCUAUCUAUCUCAGUCUGUUCAGAUCGAUCUACUGCAGUCUGUUCAUAUCUAUCUAUCUAUCUAUCUAUCUAUCUAUCUAUCUAUCUAUCUAUCUAUCUAAAAUAAUAUAUAAUAUAAAGAAUAGAAAUCAGCUUUACAGUUUUGGCUUUUCUUUCUUUCUUUCUUUCUUUCUUUUUUUCUUUCUUUCUUUCUUUCUCACCCAAUUUGUUCGUUCUGUUCCGAUUUGUUCUUUUUCACUUUUAUUUCUUACUUUCCUUCUUUCUUUAUCUUUCGAUUUUUUCUUCAUUUCUUAUUUUCUCGACCGAUUUGGUCUUUUUCAUUUUCUUACUCUCUUUCUUUCCUUCGCUCCUUCUUUCUCUUCCGAUUUGGUCUCAUUUCUUUCUUUCUUUCUUUCUUUCUUUCUUUCUUUCUUUCUUUCUUUCUCAUCAGAUUUGUUCUUUCACUUCCUAUUUGUUCUUUUUCAUUUCUUUCUUUCUUUCUUUCUUUCUUUCUUUCUUUCUUUCUUUCUUUCUUUCUUUCAUUCUUUCUUUCUUUCUUUCUUUCUUAUUCUAUUUUACUUCCUAAUCCGUUUAGUUAUAUAUAUAUUUUUCUUUCGUUCUUUCUUUCACAUUCCAUUUUAUUGUUAUUUCUCAACCUUCUUUCUUUCUUUCUUUCUUUUUUCUCAAUAA
Molecule: messenger RNA, 1068 nt
Organism: Acanthosepion pharaonis
Lineage: Eukaryota; Metazoa; Mollusca; Cephalopoda; Sepiida; Sepiidae
Source: the annotation of a GenBank genome assembly